Messenger RNA from Parathielavia appendiculata, 2339 nucleotides. RefSeq names its product MFS general substrate transporter. Gene Ontology annotation, biological process: transmembrane transport. Lineage: Eukaryota; Fungi; Ascomycota; Sordariomycetes; Sordariales; Chaetomiaceae. The record is from RefSeq and is a predicted model, not a curated record. Gene Ontology annotation, molecular function: transmembrane transporter activity. Bases 495 to 2339 code for a protein of 614 amino acids. Gene Ontology annotation, cellular component: plasma membrane. The transcript has 6 exons.
AUGCAGCUCCCGUCGUCAGAAUGCCUCCAUUUACGCCUUCAGCCUUACGUACGUUGACAAGAAGCCUUGCUCUUGCUAGUCUUGCAACACGAGGUCAUCACAGCGCGUGAGAUGGCAUCGCCAGCUGCGGCCCGCGAGUUAUCUGCCCGGCCUGGCCGCUGUCUGAGCUACUGUGAGCUCUCAUAUGAGUUAGGACUGCGAGAGGCGAGGUCCAUAAUUGCCAUGUUUUGCUCCCGAUGCGCCCACAGCAACACGUUUAACGUCAUGGAUGCGCCAUGUUUGCCGAGCGACUUACGCACCGACGCGCACAGCCUCUCAGUGAGGAAUCUGGUACCCUGACCUGAGAUGCAACCGCUAUGACGGUGCGUUGCUAGAACGAUGGAUCCAGUGAGCCGGGAAAGUCUAUAUAAACGGAACCAACCCCUCACAGAAACCAGACCAUCUUCCACCCCCGGUUCUCCAUCCUUUAGCAAGCCAGCCAUCUGCUCCCAGAAAUGGCUGGCUGGAGACACGCGUUUUCCCUCUCGAGCGAGGCCGUCAAGGACGCCACCCCUCCGGGGACUGUGACCCUCAUUGGCAAGACAGAACACAGCGUGAUCCACCAAAACGGUCGGUACGUGGAUCGCGUGGUCCAGUUCCCGCUGCCGACCCUAAGCCCCGCCGACCCUUUGAACUGGCCGAGCUGGAGGAAGAUGGCGUGCAUGAUGACGGUGGCGUUCUACGCCUUCGUCGCCAACUUCCUCUCGGCCUCACUGGCCCCAGCCCUCCCGGUCUGGAACAGGGAGUUCCGCCAGGACGUCAGGCCGCUCAGCGACCUGAUGCAACUCGUCGCGCUCAACGUCCUCGCCCUGGGACUCGGCAACGUCUUUUGGGUCCCGCUCUCCAACGUGUUUGGACGCCGCCUCGUCCUCGUUGUCUCCACGCUGCUGCUCUCCGUCGCUACGACGACCGGCGUGUUCGUUAAGGGCUUCACCCCGACCUUGUUCGUCAGGGUUUUUCAAGGUCUCGGGAGCUCAGCAUCUGAGACAGUCACGCCGGCUGUCGUUGGAGAUUUGUUUUUCGUCCAUGAACGCGGAGGUUGGAUGGCAUUCUACACGGCAUCCCUGGCCAGCGGCUCCGUCCUCGGCGGCAUCACGGGCGGGUACAUCGCUAACGGGCUCGGAUGGGUUGCGCAGUUCUCGGUCGGAGCAAUUCUCACGGGUCUGGCAAGCGUGGCCACCUUCUUCCUCGUGCCGGAGACCAUGUUCGACCGGCCGAAACACGCGCUGCCCGUGCAGCAGCAGCACUGGCAGCAGGCCUCGCUGCAGACAUUCCAGCCCAACCUGGCCCCGCGAAUCUCGGUACCGCCCCGCAUCAGCCUCGCCGACCUCCCGUCUGCCCGGUUCACGCUGCCGACAAGAUACACGUGGGCAACCAUCAUUGCCGUCGCGACGAGGGCCUCUACCGGCAUGACAUGGUACGACACGGAAUCGUCCCAGACCGAGCUCAGCUCCUGGCCAGGGCCAGGGCGAGGGGGUCAGCCGGGGCCGAGCCGUCGCAGCGGACCGGUCAGCGGCGAGGGCAGCGGCGAGGGCAGCGGUGCCGAGUACAGCCCGCCGCCCUACACUUUCGCGCAGUCCCUCAAGUUCAGCCGGUACCGCGGCAACGUCGUCCACCAGUUCAUGAAACCGUGGACGACCCUCCUCCUCCCGGCGACCUGGAUCGUCAUGAUGCAGUACGGCGGCCUCGUCGGCGGCGUGGCGGUCAUCUCGACGGUGGGACCGCAGAUCCUGAACCACAAACCGUAUUUUUGGGGAGGUAACGCCGGGCUGCUGUUUGUUGGCGCGCUGGUCGGCAUCCUGCUCGGCGGGCUCUGCACGGGUCUGCUGGCCGACCGGCAGCUGAAGAGGCUGGCGCGGGACCAGGACCAUGGGUUUGCCGAGCCUGAGGCCAGGAUCGGGUUGAUGUUGCCGUCGUUGUUGGUUGGGACUUGUGGGCUGCUGGUGUUUGGCUUUUGUGCGCAGUACCCGGGGAGGUACCAGUGGGUUGGGCUGGAGUUUGCCUAUGGGAUGGUGGCGUUUGCACUGACGCAGGUGCCGUCCAUCUGGUUCGGCUAUCUCAUUGACUCGUACGAGCAGCUGGCCAGCGACUGCUUCGUCAUGAUCUGCAUCCUCCGCGCCCUGAUUCCCUUUGCCUGGACCUUCAUUGUUGCGCAAUGGAUGGAGAAGAGCGGCUAUCUCGUUCCAUUUGCCGGAUUCACGGCGAUCAUGGGCGUGUUUGCUUUGCUCACCAUCCCUAUCAUCGUUUGUGGGAAGCGGUUGAGGAUCGCCACAACCCGUUAUGUGACAAAGAAUCAAUGA